GACGCUCCAAGCUCCGCUUUUUUUCGUCGCGACCGCUCUUUGUCGCUACGCACUCUCUCAACACGGCCAUUAGCGUCUGAGUUCUACCGAGACACCUCGUACUCCUUCUCCACGCCUUGUCACCCAUAUACUCUUCGGCGCAAACUCGCAUACCAAGUCGGUACCUUGUGCGAUCUAAUUGUCUUCAGCUCGAUUUUUUCCGUCCCUUGACAGCACCGUUUUCUCGCUGUCGGUACCCAGUCGCAAGACAACGACACCCCGCAAGCACGACUGCACCCGUCGCGCCUACUUCCACCACUCCGGCCGUGAGAACAAGAAAACCUCCAGCAUGUCAACACAAGACAUUUCUGCGCACGAUUCGGAACCUCAACCCGUACCCAAAGAGGAGAUCCAACAAGAGCCGCAGGCGCACUUGGACGAGGGAAAGCUGAAGCAGUUCUUCAUUGGCUCUAUAGACCAGGGAACCACGAGUACUCGUUUCAUUAUAUUCGAUGGCCUCGGUGAGCCUGUAGCUCAGCACCAAAUCGAGUUUACUCAAAAAUAUCCCCAAUCAGGAUGGCACGAACACGACCCUUGGGAGAUUAUUGACUCUGUAGAACAAUGCAUCGACAGGGCUACAAACAUCUUCAUUGACAAUGGUCACAACAUUGAAGACAUCAAGGCUGUUGGCAUUACCAACCAGCGUGAGACGACAAUAGUCUGGGAUACCAACACUGGACUACCUCUUUGCAACGCAAUUGCUUGGCCAGAUACCAGGACCAAAGGAUUGGUGCGUGAGCUGAAGGAUCGCAAGGGCGCUGAUGAGUUGCUGAACAUGUGCGGUCUUCCCCUGUCGACCUACCCUUCGUCAGUCAAGCUUCGAUGGAUGCUCGACCAUGACGAAAACGUCCGCAAAGCAUACGACGAGAACAGACUCUCGUUUGGCACCAUGGACUCGUGGAUAUUGUACAACCUGAAUGGUGGAAAGGAGGGCGGAAUCCACGUAACAGACUCGACCAAUGCGUCAAGAACCAUGUUUGUCAAUCUACACACGGUUCAAUACGACGACAAGCUUUUGGACUUUUUCGGAAUCGACCGUAACAAAGUUAAACUGCCAAAGAUUGUACCGUCUUCUUCACCCGACGAAUUUGGGUUUAUAAGAAGUGGCAUAUUAGAAGGCGUCCGGAUUGCGGGUUGUUUAGGUGACCAAUCUUCGGCUUUGGUCGGUCAACAGGGCUUUACGCCUGGUUCUGCAAAGAACACAUACGGUACUGGAUGUUUCCUGCUGUACAAUGUGGGUGAAAAGCCCGUCAUUUCGUCGCAUGGUCUUCUAGCCACGAUUGCAUACGAUUUUGGUGGAAAGAGGAAGCCGGUGUACGCGCUCGAAGGAAGUAUUGCAGUCGCAGGCAGUGGUGUGAAGUUCCUCAUGAACAACAUGGGCUUCAUUACGCAUUCGCACAAGAUCAGUGACUUGGCUGCAUCGGUCGAGGACAAUGGUGGAUGCGUCUUUGUGACAGCCUUCAGUGGUCUUUUCGCUCCGUACUGGAUUGAUGACGCCAAGGGCACCAUAUUCGGAAUCACGCAAUUUACAGAACGUGGCCACAUUGCUCGCGCAACUCUGGAGGCGACAUGUUUCCAGACGAGGGCCAUUCUCGAUGCCAUGGAGCUCGACAGUGGGCACAAGCUCAACAUGCUUGCGGUCGACGGUGGCAUGAGUAAUUCCAACUUGUGCAUGCAGACACAGGCGAAUAUUAUUGGCAUCCCCGUGGACCGGCCAGCAAUGCGCGAAACGACUGCGCUGGGUGCAGCCAUUGCAGCUGGGUUUGCGGUUGGCGUAUGGAAGGAGUUUGACGAGCUGAAGGAGAUCAACCAGAAAGACCGAAUGAUUUUCAAGCCAAAUGUCGACAAGGAGGUCGGAGAGAAGAUGUUUAAGAAGUGGGGAAGGGCAGUCGAAAUGUGUCGCGGUUGGCUAGAUGCCGGCGAGGCCAAUGGAGAGUUCUCAUGA
Messenger RNA from Exserohilum turcica Et28A, 1984 nucleotides. RefSeq lists its product as uncharacterized. The transcript is spliced from 6 exons. Gene Ontology annotation, cellular component: mitochondrion. The record is from RefSeq and is a predicted model, not a curated record. NCBI's taxonomy places the organism in Eukaryota, Fungi, Ascomycota, Dothideomycetes, Pleosporales, Pleosporaceae. Gene Ontology annotation, molecular function: glycerol kinase activity. The coding region runs from base 329 to 1984 and encodes 551 amino acids. Gene Ontology annotation, biological process: glycerol metabolic process; glycerol-3-phosphate biosynthetic process; triglyceride metabolic process.